Molecule: messenger RNA, 2430 nt
Organism: Brassica napus (rape)
Lineage: Eukaryota; Viridiplantae; Streptophyta; Magnoliopsida; Brassicales; Brassicaceae
Product: protein SOB FIVE-LIKE 2-like
Exons: 1
Coding region: 1777-2211 (144 amino acids)
Biological process (GO): cytokinin biosynthetic process
Source: RefSeq, a predicted model, not a curated record
CAUCUUUACGACGAAUAUGUUUUGUCGUUACCUUACGACGAAAUAACGAUGCUUUUCUUUCUCCACGUACUUUCCUCGCAAAAUCAACGUUUUUUUACGAGGAUUAUUUUUCCUCGUUAAACUUCCUCGUUAAAGUUACGUUUUCUUGUAGUGACUCAUUAUUUAGUAGAAACAAUGGGUAAUAAUAUUCUAGAACUCAUCGAUAUAGAAGCCACUCCAAAUUCUCCUUUUUCUUUUUCUCAACUACUCACCACAUAAAUGUAAGUAUCAAAUUUGUUAAGUUUUCUUUAUAUAUUUCUAAAUUAUAUAAGAUUGGCCAAAAGGUACCGUAAGCUUAAUCCCAUUACUAAUGAAAUAAUGAUUUCAUUCUCAUAUAAAGAAACAAUACUCACACCUCUAGGAUGAAAGAUAGUACAAAGACCCACAUGAGAAAAUACAAAUGAGUCUCCCAGAAAAAACAAGCUUGGAUGUAUUAACGAUGUGUACAAUUCUAAUGAAUCCUAAUAAAUCUCCACUUGUGAGACCCACAAUGCGUAUUAUUAUAUGUACUAUGAGGAUUCAAAUUUUCAUAAAGUCUAAAAUUUAAUUACUUCAAUGCUUAAAAAGAAAGGUCAAAUUCUUACUACAACACCCUACAUACCCGUUUUUAAUGUUAUUUAUGCUUUCUCCCACUUGAUUUUGCUUAGUUGUACUUGUAACUAAUAUGAAUCCCAAAUGGUGUAAAAAGUGAACGCCAACCCAUCACAUAAACAAGAAAUUGAAAAUAAUUUACUAUCUAUGGUUUUUCUUUUACUUUAAGAAUAAAAAGUUUUAAAUGACAAUCAAUAAAUCCAGUUACCUUACCUUGAAUGCAAAAGAAAACAACUCUCUCUAUUUUGGGAGAGAGAGGAGACUGGAGAGCCAAAAGGCUGCAACACUUUUUAUGACCAAGACAGGACUGAGAAGUGAGAAGGAAGACGAGUAUUAAAGGAAUGAGGAAGAGGAACAGCUCCUAACCUAAUUAAGAAAAUAAGUUUCACAUUCCUUCUUGUAAUUGUUGAGUGGCUCUCAUCUUAUUUCCACCUCAAAAAGAUGAUUUUUUUUAUUGUGGGAUAGAUUGCAGCUCAGUGAAUUAACCAAAGAGAGAGAGAGAGAGAGAGGAGUAAAAACUAGUAAAUGUAUGUCUAUCCUAUCAUGUGGUUAUCAGCAAUAAAAAGAACAUAAGAGACAAAAAAGGCGAGUGUUAACCAAUGAGCAUUCUCAGACAAUACUUAAUGAGAGAGCUCGGAAAAAAUUACUCUGGUUUGGUGGGAAUUGAUGUUUUCUAUCUCAUCUACGGUCGGUGUGGGUUCGAACCUUGGGAACUAUACGAUUCGAUUCCCGAUAGAUAUCUCUAUAAAUAAAAGUUGUAAAGCGAAUUAAAUUUUUAGAAAGUGUACCAUUUUUUAUUUCAAGAACUCGCUUACUAACCUUUCUCCUUCAUAUAUAUAUAUAUAUAUAUAAUGGCUUGUCUUGUAGUUCUUCAAUUGAGAGAAAACAAUGGUGUUAGAAUUGCCAUGUGGUGAUACUCGCUCCUUGUAUUCAAUUAUAUGAGUGAUUCAAUAGGCUCCAGCUUUUCUUGAUUCUGAAACACAAGAAAGGGAAAAAAAUCAUACGCAAAACAUUAUUUAUUGAUGAUUAAGUGCAAAGCUAAAGACAGCAAGAGACAUAAGGGUUAUACCAGAGGGUAAAGAGAUUGAAAUAGGCUGAGGUACGUAAGUUUUAUUAAAAAAAAGAAGAAGCUAAGUUUUACUGUUUAUGUUGGCUAUGGAGUCUCCAAGAAUCCAUGAAGGAGAUGCUGAGGAAAAGAGUAGUUGUGAAUCAGGAUGGACUAUGUACAUAGAAGACACCUUCCAUGGAAACCAUCACUCUGAAUUUGUCUAUGAAGAAUAUGAUGAUGAUGGUAAUCAUUUUCGUGUAAAAGAUGUCGAUGAUGAUAGUAGUGAAAAUGGGAGCGAUGACUCGAUGACUUCUGAUGCAUCUUCAUGGCCUAGCACUCAGCUUCCAAGGAAGACAAAGAAUCAUGCAGCUGCAAAGAAGAGUAAUAAUGCCAAACAAGUCAGUCAUCACACAAAGAGUAGAGCUCGUGAAAAAUCCACCGACCAAGAAGAAGAAUCUGAGUUCAAGGGUAAAACAAGAACCAUUGCAGCUAGUCGUGUUCAAAGUAAAGGCAGGGUGAGAAAAAACAAAUAAGACUCUAAAUACUGGUUUUAAACUUCUAUUGCUAUAUCCAAUAUUCUCUUUGGCUCAAGGGAUAUCACAAUCUAGACCAUGUAAUUGUUACCUUCAUUUGAAAUUUAUGUGUAAUAGCCUUGUUUUCUAUAACAGGAUUAUGUUUUUGCCUUAAAGCAAAUCCCGUUCCUGUAACUUUAUUUGCCUUGGAGCUAUGCUAAUAAUAUCUAUUUUUAUGCA